UACACCACACACACCCCCUCAACCUCAAAUCAAAGGAAGACGGUUUAUAUCAGUUACCUGACAUUUAGAGUUUUAGAUUUUCUUCCUGACAACAUCAGCAUCCUUGGAUUUUUAACAGCUGAACUUUGAAGUGGAUGAAGAGAAAAUGAGUGCAGUGACUGAGUCGCUCUGCUGCAUUCUGCUGCUUUUUGUCUGUGUGUUUGCAGACCAGAAAAACAUCACUGCUGUGUCUGGACAGGACGUCACUCUGAUAUGUCGAGCUCCAAACAACAAAAGCAUUAUAGUUGUAGAGUGGAGCAGACCUGACCUGGAUUCAAAACAUGUCCUUUUGUACCGGGAUGAGCAGUUUGAUCCAGAAGAGCAGCAUCCAUCUUUUAAGAACCGAGUGGAUCUGCAGGACAGACAGAUGAAGGAUGGAGACGUGUCUCUGAUUGUGAAGAAUGUGACGAUUAAUGACACUGGAACAUACGAGUGUCGUGUUGCCGUAAGUCCAAAAAGAGCUCUUUUGAAGACCUACCCCAUCAACAGCAUCUACCUGAGUGUUGUUGAUCCUCCAGGUCAGACAGGAGGACACACAGAGGAUGGAUCUGUUGGACUGAAAGUUGGUCUGCCACUUUUAGUUGUGCUACUUAUUGCUGCUGCUGUUGUUGUUUUUUGAUAAAGAACAAGGUCCGGAUUUAUACCAAUCUGGGCACGCAGUAGAGAAUGAGCUGUAGACUUCAAUCAUGUAAAAUGUGUUUCAUUUCUGUCAAACUUCCUGUUUUGUUGUGUUUGUCAGUGGCUGUGUGAGCUUCAGUGUGUUCGUGUGUGUAUUUUGUUUCAAGAUGCUGCUUAAUCUUUAACAAUGCUCUGUAGUCAAAAUGUUCAAAAUGAUUCGAAGGUUUUCUUUUUUAAAUAUGUUCAGAAAGUGUGUGGAGGUAAUAACUGGAGAUUAAGUAUCGGAAUCUCAAAAGCAGGAUCACGCCUCCAACACACUCCUUCCGGUUCUCAUCUAGAUAGGUUCCCCCAGUUCUGCAAGCUGUUCAUUCUCAUUUACGUGCCUCACCCUCCCUUCCUCAAUUCUGUAACUUCUUCACUUCUAUUUAGUACAUGGGAAUCUGCCAGGCCCGGGAGCUGACGCCAAACCACUUCAAGGCCUUCCACAAACCGCAGCUCAAUUCAUGUCCAAGAAUUCACCUAUACCUACUAAAACGCAGUCAAACCUAAAGUGAGGACGUGGGCCCAGCUAGUGAAAUUAUGUUUUUUAAGUUAUGGAUGGCGGUGUUCCAGUUUGACCUCAUGGUGGCAGCUUUGUGUCUCUAUCAUAAUGCUGCUGUAUGUGUUUGAGCUUUAAAUCAGCUGAGAUCCUUUGAAUCUACCAUUGUCUGUGCUUUGCUCCGUUAUCCAUGAAUAUUUCCUGACUUCCCCUCACCCCAACCAGUCGCAGCAGAUUAUUGUGCCUCUCUGGUUUUGUUGGAGGUUUCAUCCUGUUUGAAGGAAGGUUUUUCCUACCCACUGUCAUCCAACGCUUGCUCACAGUGUGUCAUCUGUUUUUUGGGGUUUUCUCUGUACUGACUGCUGUUGCGAUUUGGUUCUCUAUAAAUGAAUAAAAUUGAAUUGAA
Messenger RNA from Oreochromis niloticus (Nile tilapia), 1601 nucleotides. RefSeq names its product programmed cell death 1 ligand 1-like. The transcript has 3 exons. Gene Ontology annotation, biological process: T cell costimulation; cellular response to lipopolysaccharide; immune response. Gene Ontology annotation, cellular component: external side of plasma membrane. The coding region runs from base 146 to 658 and encodes 170 amino acids. The record is from RefSeq and is a predicted model, not a curated record. NCBI's taxonomy places the organism in Eukaryota, Metazoa, Chordata, Actinopteri, Cichliformes, Cichlidae.